Messenger RNA from Euleptes europaea (tarantolino), 1038 nucleotides. RefSeq names its product mitochondrial ribosomal protein L44 (gene MRPL44). Gene Ontology annotation, molecular function: ribonuclease III activity; double-stranded RNA binding. Gene Ontology annotation, biological process: rRNA processing; primary miRNA processing; regulation of gene expression. The record is from RefSeq and is a predicted model, not a curated record. The transcript is spliced from 4 exons. Gene Ontology annotation, cellular component: nucleus. The coding region runs from base 1 to 987 and encodes 328 amino acids. Lineage: Eukaryota; Metazoa; Chordata; Lepidosauria; Squamata; Sphaerodactylidae.
AUGGCGUCCACGCUGCUGCAGCAGCCUCUGUGGCGCCAGGCUUGCCGCCGUUUCCUGGCCGCCGCUGCUGGCCGCGCCGCGCUUCGCCCUCAGCCGCGCCGAGAUAAGAAGCGCUGGGCCCGCGCUUACCUGGAUCAGCAGCGCGCGCUCGAGCCCCCGAUGCGCCGUUCUGAAAAACCUAAUUGGGAUUACCAUGCAGAGAUACAAGCAUUUAAUCACCGAUUGCAUGAGAAGUUUUCCUUGGAUGUCCUCAAAACUGCCUUCGUUAAUCGUUGUUACAUUAAAAGUGAAGAAGCCAGACGCAAAAUGCUGGGACUAGAAAAAGAAGACAUUGCUCUUAAUCUCAAGGACAAUCAGCAACUUUCAGAGCAGGGGGCCUCUUUUUCACAUUCUUACCUCACAGAAUGCUUUGAAAAGGCCUUUCCAAAAAUGCCAUCUGCUGGCAUUGAGGCUAUUGUUAACUUUCUCACCGGUGAAGAAUUGGUAUCUUAUGUGGCCAAAAACUUGUCUUUGCAAGACUUGACGCUUUGCGCAGAAUUUCCUGUACCACCUACUGUGCUUCAACAAACUUUCUUUGCUGUAGUAGGAGCAUUGCAUCAAAGCAGCGGCCCUCAGAGAACAGAGAUCUUUGUCAGGGACUUCUUCAUUCCUCAGUUGAUAGGGAAAGACCUGUUUGAACUUUGGAAUGUAGUAAACCCCAUGGGCCUGCUGGUGGAAGAACUGGCCAAGAGGAAUGUGUCUGCUCCAGAGCCAAGACUAACAAGACAGUCAGGAGCUAGCACUGCCUUGCCCGUGUACUUCGUUGGAUUGUACUGCGACAAGAAGCUUCUGGCAGAAGGAACUGGUGAAACAAUAUUGGCUGCUGAAGAAGAGGCUUCCCGUGUGGCCCUCCGGAAACUUUAUGGGUUUACUGAGAAUAGGCAACCCUGGGAUUAUUCUUCUCCAAAGAGGGAGCAGAGAGCAGAAAAUUUAAUUAGCAGCAAUUAGGCAGGACAGUUUGCUCCUGCUUUGUGUACAAACCUUGUUCCAAAUGAUGAU